Caenorhabditis remanei is the source of this 381-nucleotide messenger RNA. RefSeq lists its product as uncharacterized. Gene Ontology annotation, molecular function: protein binding. NCBI's taxonomy places the organism in Eukaryota, Metazoa, Nematoda, Chromadorea, Rhabditida, Rhabditidae. The record is from RefSeq and is a predicted model, not a curated record. The coding region runs from base 1 to 381 and encodes 126 amino acids. The transcript has 2 exons.
AUGUCGGCUGCCUUCUCUCUCCUUUGCCUUCCAAAAAAGGCACUACAUCAAGUGCUUUAUAGCAUUGAUUAUGUUGAUAUAGUCUCAUUCUCUCUGGCAUCCAAUAAAACUAAAGAAGUGGUCAAAUCUCUCAACUUGAAAAUCAAUGAUAUCAAUUUGACAAUUGAUAAUAUCAUCGGAAUUGAAAUCGACGCAUUCAGGAACAACACGACGCGCUUAUUGUGGAAUUUCUAUCCGGAAAAGGAAGAUAAUAACAUCGAACCGAUUCCAGUUUACAUGCCAGUUCGUGUAAUAGGGAUGCGUGACACUAACCCUGUACAGAACCGGGUGAAAUACCAAAAUCCAGGUCUUAGCAUCCGAGAGUGGUUAGCUCAUUUCUAA